CUUUAUCUUUCUUUCUUUUUUUUUUUUUUUUGCUCUUUCCACGUUACAACUACCACCAACCAUCAAUGCUUCCUCAUUAAUAUCGAUCUUUAAACCCCCUUCAUUUCCCUUCUCUUAACGGCUACUUCUUUCUCCUGUAACUACACCUACCCUUUUCUCAUUUCAGUCCGCCAAUCUCAUACAAGGAGAAAGCUAGUUCCUUUACUGAGUGUUCUGUUGUAAGAGAUGGAUUUUUCUUCCUUCUUGACGUCCUUGGGAACUUCCUUUGUGAUCUUUGUGAUUUUGAUGCUGCUUUUUACAUGGCUUUCCAGGAAACCUGGGAACACAGUCGUGUAUUACCCCAACAGGAUCUUGAAAGGCUUGGAUCCUUGGGAGGGAGGGUCUAGGACCCGCAACCCCUUCGCUUGGGUACGGGAAGCUGUGUCUUCCAGUGAAGAGGAUGUCAUAAACAUGUCUGGAGUAGACACUGCUGUCUAUUUUGUGUUCUUGAGUACAGUUUUAUCAAUACUGGUUCUAUAUGGCAUCAUUCUUCUACCAGUUCUUCUCCCUCUUGCUGCAACCGAAAAAAGAGUGUACGUCACAAAUUCUACAAGUGAGGGGACUUUCAAUGAACUUGACAAGCUAUCUAUGGGACAUGUUAAGGAGAAGAGUCCAAGGUUGUGGGCAUUCCUGAUUGCUACCUACUGGGUUUCUUUUGUCACCUAUUUCCUCUUAUGGAAGGCAUACAAGCAUGUUUCUGGGCUGAGAGCUAAGGCUUUAAUGUCUCCAGAAGCAAAAGCAGAGCAAUUCGCUGUUCUUGUUAGGGAUAUACCUCCUCCACCUGAAGGCCAAACUAUAAAGGAACAGGUGGAUUCAUAUUUUAAAUCAAUCUACCCUGAGACAUUUUACAGAUCAAUGGUGGUUACAAACAAUAAGGAGGUUAACAAAAUUUAUGAAGAAUUAGAAGGGUACAAGAAAAAGCUUGCACGUGCAGAAGCCAUAUAUACCAAGUCCAAAGAACUGGGCAAACCGGAAGGCUCAAGACCUAGUAUGAGAACUGGCUUCCUUGGUCUCAUUGGUAAGGAAGUAGAUAGUAUAGAAUACUUCAAUGAGAAGAUUAAGGAACUAGUCCCAAAAUUGGAAGCUGCACAAAAAGUUACACUGCGUGAGAAGCAGCUGCGUUCUGCUUUGAUCUUUUUCAACAGCAGAGUGGCAGCAGCUUCUGCAUCUCAGAGUCUACAUGCUCAAAUGGUUGACAAGUGGACUGUCACGGAAGCUCCUGAACCUCGUCAACUUUUAUGGUCUAAUCUUAAAGUUAAGUUUUUUGAGAGGGUAAUACGACAGUAUGUGAUAUAUAUUAUUGUGGCUCUGACCAUAUUGUUUUACAUGAUACCAAUUGGGUUGAUUUCUGCAUUAACAACUUUGGACAAUCUGAAGAAAUUUCUCCCAUUUUUAAAGCCAAUUAUAAACAUUGAUGCAAUCAAGAUAGUGUUGGAAGCCUACCUCCCUCAGAUUGCACUCAUUGUCUUUUUGGCAUUGUUGCCUAAGUUGCUUUUGUUUCUAUCCAAGGCAGAGGGAAUUCCUUCUGUGAGCCAUGCAGUAAGGGCUACAUCUGGGAAGUACUUUUAUUUCACUGUGUUGAAUGUUUUUCUCGGAGUUACAAUCGGUGGAACCUUGUUCCGUACAUUCAAGAAAAUUCAGAAGGAUCCAAAUUCUCUAGUUGACUUGCUCGGAAAUGGCCUCCCUGGCAAUGCAACUUUCUUUCUGACCUUCGUGGCCCUGAAGUUCUUUGUUGGAUAUGGACUUGAGCUUUCCCGUUUGGUUCCUCUGAUCAUAUAUCAUCUGAAAAGGAAGUAUCUUUGCAAGACUGAAGCUGAGUUGAAAGAGGCUUGGGCUCCUGGAGAUUUUGGAUAUGCAACCAGAGUUCCUGGUGAUAUGCUUAUCAUCACAAUCGUCCUCUGCUACUCUGUCAUAGCUCCUCUAAUUAUCCCAUUUGGAGUUGUGUACUUUGGCCUGGGAUGGCUUGUUUUACGAAAUCAGGCACUUAAAGUCUUUGUUCCAUCUUUUGAGAGCUAUGGAAAGAUGUGGCCCCAUAUGCAUACCCGAAUUCUUGCUUCUCUAUUAUUGUUCCAAAUCACCAUGUUAGGUUUCUUUGGGCUCAAGAAAUUCUACUAUACUCCAUUCCUGAUUCCACUUCCCAUAAUUUCCUUGAUUUUCGUUUAUGUUUGUUGGAAGAAAUUCUACCGUUCUUUUCAUAACACGCCUCUUGAAGUUGCUUGCCAUGAACUGAAAGAAGUUCCUAACAUGGAACAAAUCUUCAGAUCCUUCAUCCCACCAAGCUUGAACUCUGAGAAGGCCGACGAUGAACAGUUUGAAGAUGCAUUAUCACAAGUUUCAAGAAUGGGAUCAUUUGCUUGAAUAUAUAUUGUUAUUCCACUUCGUAUUUUAGUCUUGCAUCAGAAACUUGUAAUGUUAAGAAAAAAAAAAAUUUCCACUUGCCAUACUUCAAGUUAGAACAUUCGUUGGAGAAGGAUUUUUUUUUUUUUUGUGGGUGGUUCUUGUGCAGUGGUGUGGAUAUUAUGUAAAUUAUUCUUGGUUUAAUGUUAGCUUAGUUGAUUGAGUUCA
Messenger RNA from Manihot esculenta (cassava), 2604 nucleotides. Its product is annotated as CSC1-like protein ERD4. The record is from RefSeq and is a predicted model, not a curated record. The coding region runs from base 226 to 2397 and encodes 723 amino acids. Lineage: Eukaryota; Viridiplantae; Streptophyta; Magnoliopsida; Malpighiales; Euphorbiaceae. Gene Ontology annotation, molecular function: calcium-activated cation channel activity. Gene Ontology annotation, cellular component: plasma membrane. The transcript is spliced from 6 exons.